AGACGACGAAAGCGACCACGAUGAAGGCCAGCUCAAAGCCGGAGAAAGGCACUUCCAUGGGCUCGCGGCUGUGACGUAGAGUCCAGCGUGAGUCCCGGAAGCAAAUAUGAGCACAUCCUAGCGCAAGGCUCGCAAGAGGAGGAGGAAGCUCAAUUUGAAGCGUCUUGCCGUCCUGAUCUUCAGACAAUCGACUCUUCGUUGUACAGGGAAAUGCGCCUCCCUUCAUUAAAAUAACCAAAUAUAUUCACUGCUUCACUUUUGACACAUUGUUCCAGCCUUAUUCCCCCCAAAAAAAUUCACAGCCUAAAUCGUACCUGUAGGACGCCUGCGUUCCUCAUGGAUUAUUCCAGCCAGGGUGAAGAAGCCGAAAACCAAGAGGGAGAAGACGACGGUCAGCUCCUCAAGCUCGCCCAAUAAGAACGCCAUCGUCGUCCAACACUGCAGGCCCGACCACGAGGACGGACGAACGAACGGAGGGAAGCAAGGCGGGAGGGAGGGAGCGGCUGAGUAGUUUCCCAGUUGCCAUGACAACCUCACCCCUAGUCAUCUCCACCGCCGUCUUCUUGAUCUAAUUCCACCAACCGGAUCGGGAAGUGCAAGGUGUCGCGGGACCUGCCUUGUCUCCUUCGACGGCAUGGCCGCCCAUCGAAGGACGGCAAGGCGCGGGGACGCCAUGGGACUAACGCCAACGUCCGUGUGUGCUUGAGUGUGUGUGUGUGUGUGUGUGUGUGUGUGUGUGUGUGUGUGUGUGUGUGUGUGUGUGUGUGUGUGUGUUGCCCGGAAACCGCCAGCAUGCCCGUACACCAGAUCACGGUGGUCCCAGCCAGGGAGAACGGCAAGAGCGGCCCUCGGCCCAAAGACAGGAACGAGGGCCCUCAGGCCAAGACCCCUGGUCGCUCAGGGAGUCGAUCCAGCAACAUCUCCAAGGCAAGCAACUCGACAGCAGGACAAACCAGCGUCUCCAAGACGUCCGUCACCCCAUCUACUCAGGAUAUUUGCAGUGUUGUCCAGCUGACCCGCGUUGAGGAGGAUGUGUCCGAAUUGCCCACCGCCAGCGACAACAAGAGCCCGCGCCCCGCUCCCAUGACAAUCCCCAGCGCCGCCCUCGGGCCCUCGGCCCCGCCCCCCAAGAAGCAGGUGAAGCGCCGCCACCGCCGCAAGAGGAACAGCUUCGGCCCAUUGGACUGCGUGGAGGCCAAAAACCCGCAACGCAGCGAGACGCGGUCGGAGCGCCCCUCGCGCGACCCCCCGGCGCGCUUCCGCUGCCUGGACUCCACCUCGGAGGACGAGAAGCCGGCGAACCGCAGUUGGGCUCAGGAGAAGUCCAGGCGGGCUCGCCACCGCAGCCGGAGCAAAAGCGGCGAGGAUGUGACCGAGGUGAUGGAGUUGCAAUCGGUGAGCUCCAACGAGUGCAAGGAGGACCGCCCCCUAGUGGUGGACGAUGGCGUGAAAAAUCGACGUGGCAAAAGUAGCAGCGGCGGCAGCGGGCACAGCUCGCUGAGGGAAAGCUUGCCCAGUAUGGACAAGGAGCCCAGUCCGCCUGACAGCUCGUCGGAGGACGGCGAGAAGGAGAUGAUUACGAAAAAGUAUCAGGAGAAGGGGGCAGGGCACGGGGACAUGGCGGCGCCCGCGCCUCAAAAGCGCUGCGGCGCCAACGGCGCGCCGCCUCGCGCCUGCUCCGAUGACUCCGAGUUGGAGGUGUGCAGGAUCUGCCACUGCGAGGGCGACGAGGAGUGUCCGCUCAUCAUGCCGUGCCACUGCACGGGUAGCCUGAGCUUCGUGCACCAAGCGUGUCUCUACCAGUGGAUCAAGUCCUCGGACACGCGCUGCUGCGAGCUCUGCAAGUUCGAUUUCAUCAUGGAGACCAAACUCAAACCUCUGCGCAAGUGGGAGAAGUUGCACAUGUCCAAAAGCGAGAGAAGGAAGAUCUACUGCUCGGUGUUGUUCCACCUCAUUGCCAUCGUGUGCAUGCUGUGGUCCGUCUACAUCCUGGUCAAGAGAACCACCGAGGAGAUCAAACUGGGCAAGAACGAGGAAUUAUGGCGGCUUUCGCUCCUGAAGUACUAUACCCCUCAGGGCGUCCUGGAGUGGCCCUUCUGGACCAAACUGAUCGUGGUGGCCAUCGGCUUCACGGGGGGCCUCAUCUUCAUGUACAUCCAGUGCAAGGUGUACCUGCAGCUGUGGCGCCGCCUCAAGGCCUUCAACCGCAUCAUCACCGUGCAGAACUGCCCCGACAAGAGCCGGCUCGCCAAUGGCAAGCGCCAGGCGCCCGCGGAGGGGCCCGCACCCUCGGACGCGUCCUCGGAGGCGGCGGUGGCGGCCAGGCACAAUCCGGUUUGAAGGUGGCAACAUUUUGCAUCGAGAUGGAUUGGACUUCAAGCGUGUGAACACGAGCAGGCCGGCAGGCAAGCGGCGAUCCGCCGCGAUGACCACCAAGAGCGAGGAUGAGGUCUCGGCCCCGGAAAGACUUGCUCAUGCUGAGUAAUGACUCCAUCAUGCCAUACUUUUGGGACACCUCCAUUCCCUUCAUGCACUUUGUCAAACCGCACGAAAAUCCCCUCGAUACGUACCGUUGAGCCCUGGGUAGGCAAAGUAAGCCCAGAAAUUUAAAAGAAGUGAAUUACUAUGAUGAAAUACAGGCGCAUGUAAAUAAAUGAGAAUAUCGGGAAAAUGUCCAUCGUGAAGUACACUGGGGCGGCGACUAAUGAUCAUUUUCAGAAUCUUGAAAUCUGUCGAUUACUUUGUCGAUUGAAUCUAUAAAUCAAGACCAAAAGUUUGAAUUUCUAGCCCUCCGUUGAAAAACAAAUUGACAGUGUGGAAAAUGCACAAACAAAUUCAGGAUGAAAAGUUGAUCCGACGGCUUUCACGGAGAAAUCGGGAGAAUAUUUACUCUUGAGAAGCCAAAACUUUUUUUGGGGACAAUUUUAAAUUCGAAAAGCCAUCUGAAUGAUUCAUCACUCAAAAAUAAUGAGCAAUUCGUUUCAUAAUCGGUUAGUGAUUAACCGUUGCGCCUCUAAAUGACCAUAUUUGGUCAUUUUGUUGAUUUUAUUCCAGGUAACAAUAAUCCAAACUCCACUAUCUCGAAAAAUUAAAAGAGAAACUAUUUU
This is a messenger RNA of Hippocampus comes (tiger tail seahorse), 3107 nucleotides long. Its product is annotated as E3 ubiquitin-protein ligase MARCH7-like. Gene Ontology annotation, molecular function: zinc ion binding. NCBI's taxonomy places the organism in Eukaryota, Metazoa, Chordata, Actinopteri, Syngnathiformes, Syngnathidae. The transcript is spliced from 13 exons. The coding region runs from base 793 to 2340 and encodes 515 amino acids. The record is from RefSeq and is a predicted model, not a curated record.